CAAGAUGCGACAUACUGACGGAAUGGGCACGAACAUUGUUCUUUACCUGCUCAAAAAUGUAAAGAACAUCUAAAAAUAGAUUAUAGUACAGUGUGAACUAGUACGUAUUUUAUACUGUACUUGACAUUCCUGACCGUCACACGGAUAGCUCAAGCACCAAAUAUGGUUUUCAGAUUUCCCACAAUAAUGCACAAUGACAAGAUUAUAACUGUUUUCUAAGUGCAUUAUAUAUCAUAUUUUCAGAUAAAGAAUGUUGUAUAGUGACCUUUGGAAACGCUGCUAUGAUAAAGUUCAGUGAGACAAUAAUGCUUCUUCUUCUAUACUCGCUGCCUGUGUCGCCAAUAUCCUUCGAUUUUGGCAUGAUAAUCUCUGGACGUCAUUAUCGUGUGAAAGUUUAAUUUGUUGUGUAUAUUUUUUGUAUAAAGACAAAUAAAAAUUAAAUGUACUAAGGUUGUAAGUCAGGAUAUGCAGUUACGAUUUUACCUCAACACUAGAGCUCGCAACAGAACUGUUGUUUGGUCCAGGUUUUAUCGCAAAUCUAAUCUGUUACGUGCAACACGUGUUUGGAGUGAACAUUCCGAGAGUUAGGUUAGGUCCUUAAAAUAUCGUACAUUGUUAAUUUUCUCCAGGUGUGUACUGAUUUAAGGUAAUACUCAUUAUGCCAGGCAAACCAAAGGGGAAAAAAUCUGAGAAAGUAGUGAAUUUAACAAAUGGACGUGGUAAGAAAUCUAAUAAUGUUGACUUAAGUGCUUUGAGUGUAGAUGAAUUCAUGAGCUCUGCUUUUGAUGAAUCUGGAGACAGUGAUAUCGGUGACGUCGACAAUUCUGAUGACUUGUUGGAUGAUAUAACUUUAUCAAUGAAUGAAGACCAACAUGAAGAAGAUUUGUCUAUUGAGGGUGAAAAUGAAGAACAGUCUGAUGAUGAUGAUGAUGUGGGCUCACAUGGUAGUGAGUCACAUGAUGAAGAAAAUGCAGGCAGUUCUGUUGAUGAUGCUGAGGGCUCUGAUAAUAGUAAUGUGUUUGAUGACUACACACACAAAAGGUCUCUGGAAAGGCUGCGUGAUACUGACCCAGAAUUCUAUAAGUUCCUUGAACAGAAUGAUAGGAAACUGCUUCAGUUCAAUGUAUCAGACAGUGAAAAUGAGGAUCAAGAUGAGGAGGAAGACCAGAUACACAAACCAAUACAGGACCUGGAGGUUGCAAGUGAUGAAAGUGACUUUGAAGUAGAUGAUAAGCCUGCAGAUGAACGUGUGGUCACCCUGAAGAUGGUCAAGGAACUGGAGGAUAAACUACAUAAUUCCAGGUCUGUCGAUGCUACAAGGCGUGCAGUAAAGAUGUUCCACUCUGCUCUAAGGAGGGUUUCUUCACCCCAGGAGGAAGACACAGAACCAACAGAGUUUGUUGUUGAAGGCAGCUCAGUUUUUAAUGCAGUUGUUCAGCUCUGUGUGCUGGAGAUACAGCCGGCAUUCAAGCGUUGUUUAAACCUACCAUCCACUCUGAAGGGGCAUGUUCAGUUAACUAGGUGCAAAAAGUGGAAGAAAAUGAAACCACUCCUCAUCUUAUACCUCACAGAUCUCCUCAAGUUUCUUGGCAAUGUGUCAUCUUCACAAAUCCUUGCAGUACUGUUAAAACAUUUGCACCAACUUGCAAUGUUUGUGCCAUACUUUACCAGACUGAGGCGCCCACUUCUAAAGAGGCUGGUGACACUGUGGGGUUCAGGUGAAGAGACAGUUCGAGUGGUGUCGUUCUUAUGUCUUCUUAAGAUAACCACCAAUCAGCAGCAGGCAUUGCUUGAACAGGUGUUGAAGAUGAUGUACUUGACUUUUGUGAGAAAUUGCAAAUUUGUGUCACCUUCUACAUUGCCGUCUAUUCAAUUUAUGCGUCGGUCACUAGCAGAAAUGUUUGCUUUGGAUGAGGCUGCAUCAUACCAGCAUGUGUUUCUUUACGUGCGACAACUUGCUAUUUACCUUCGCACUGCUAUUACACUCCAUAAGAAGGAGAAUAUCCAAGCUGUUUACAAUUGGCAGUUCAUCCAAUCAUUGCAUUUGUGGACAGAGAUUCUUGGAGCAACAGCUCAUCGACCACAUCUGCAGCCAUUAUUGUACCCUGUUGUACAGAUAAUUAUUGGAACCAUAAAGUUGGUUCCCACAGCACAGUACUAUCCUCUGCGUUUUCACUGUGUGCAAAUGUUGAUUCAGCUCUCCAAGCAAACUGGAACAUUUAUACCUGUUUUACCAUUCAUACUGGAGGUUUUUAGUGGCUUCAACUUCAACAAACCACACAAAAAGGUAUCAAUGAAACCUUUGGACUUCACCUGCAUUCUUAGGUUGUCCAAGUUACAGCUUCAGGAGAAUGGCUUCAAAGAUGCAGUGGUAGAGAAAGUUUACCAGGAACUGCUGGAGUAUCUGGCCAGUGAAUCUCAUACUAUCAGCUUCCCUGAUAUGGUGGUAGUGACAAUCAUGCAGUUGAAGAAGUUUGUCAAGGAAUGUAAAUCUGCUAACUACAGCAGAAAAUUGAAGCAAGUUCUUGACAAGAUCGAGGAGAAUGCACGGGUUAUCGAGACUGAGCGCAGCAAAGUUUCAUUUCCCUUAAGUGACCGCAAAGCUAUAGAUGCGUGGGAGACAAACUUGAAACUGAAGGGGACUCCUCUAGCCAUAUUCUAUGAGUUGUGGAAUAAAGUGAACAUACAGCAGAUGGCUAAACGAGCUACUGACAGUGACAAUCUUGGUGAAUAUCAUAUACCAACCUUAAAGAAAAAUGUUAAGCGUACACAUCCACAACAUGAUGAUGGUCCUGUUGAAUUGUUUCCUUCAUCAGAUGAAUCGGAUGAUGAGGUGGGCUCACCACUGAGUGUCUCACCAAACAAGAAACAGCGUGGCACGCGUGGUGGAAAGGGUAGAGGGAAGAUUCAGAAGGUGACACUGGAGAGUAUGGAGAACACAUCAGAUGGAGAAGAAGAUAUUGUUAAGGACUUGAAGCUUUCUGACAUUGAGUAGUGCCUACCCCCCAAAGAAACAUUCUGUAUGGAUAAAGGUACAUUGAAUUUCUUCACUGUUCACUCCAAAGUGCAUGUUUACCAUACUUGGAUUCAACUUAUGGCUUGCAUCUUCCAUCCUGGCCUAUUAAUAAAACACAUAGCAAAUAUUA
Molecule: messenger RNA, 3146 nt
Organism: Zootermopsis nevadensis
Lineage: Eukaryota; Metazoa; Arthropoda; Insecta; Blattodea; Termopsidae
Gene: Noc2
Product: Nucleolar complex protein 2
Biological process (GO): ribosomal large subunit biogenesis; negative regulation of transcription by RNA polymerase II
Cellular component (GO): Noc1p-Noc2p complex; nucleolus; nucleoplasm
Molecular function (GO): histone binding; transcription corepressor activity
Source: RefSeq, a predicted model, not a curated record